GCUGCUCGGAGCCUUUCGGAGGGCAUCUUCUCUGAGAUAAGGUGGCUCCUCGGAGUACCCAAAUAAACUUGGACUAUAGAUCCCCCUGAAAGGACGACUCCUUGCCUUCUGUUAUCGCCGCCAUUCGUCUCCCCGGGUCUGCUUACUCCAGAUCCACAAGAUGCCGUCCCUACCACCUAUGGACUGCGAAGGUGGCCCCCGCUGCCCACAGAGUCAACUAGUGCUGGGCAGGCCGGUGAGAAAGGGACCGACACUGUGGCGGCUUGGCACCCAACGUGGAGCCUGAGGAGAUCACCAGACCCCACAGAGGAGACAUCUGGACUUGUCCCUGGAUUCUCCAUCCUUGGAUCUGCCCUACUUUUGUCUUUGGGUUGUUAAGCCACCCCCAGUGGGAGCAGGAUCGAUUUUCCGAGUGGCGCUCCUGGGAGACGGGAGAGGUAGCUUCUGCCUGGCACUGCAGAGGUCUCUCCCCAACAGAAGCUCCUGCCUUGGAGGUUUUUCUUUGCUCCCUGGACAUGGGUAAGUAGGCGAAGUCCUGCUUCUUCUUUUUCUUUCCCCUUUUAUUUAAAAAACCAAGGGGAGGUAAAAUCUGGCUGGGAAGUGGGUUAAUUCCCCCCAGAGGAGUUCUCACUUGGUUUGUGGGUGGGGAGAGAGUGGUUGUCUGUUGUGGAGUUGUGGUUUUAUGUUGUAUUGUAUUUCACUUUGUUAUGGUUCAUUCCUCUGUACCCCCCUGUACCCUUUGGUUUCUCCCUGGGUUUUUUCCCCCAUUUCUCCUCAUGUGUCUAUCAUCCUGAAAGUGCUGAUUCAUUCCCCUGUCCCCUCCCAGGUGCCUUGUCUGUCACUCAGUGUUCCUUCCCAUCUAUCUGGAAGCUUCCACAGAGGGCGUCGGGUGAUUGGACGAGGGCCAGGGGUCCCUCCCCUUUUCCUCCCUAAUUGGAUCCCCUGUUUGUCUAUCCCCAAGAGAACCACACCCUUGUUUGUUCCCAUUGGCUGUUCGGGUUUCUCCUCCCUCCUUAUAUAAGUUACUGUUUCACAGCACUCUGGUGCUCUCUCCUGUUGGAUUCCUUCGUGUUCAGUUGGGCUCCAGGGGCUUCCUCGGAGUCAGAAUGAACUUCAGAACUAUCCCCAGGAGAGUGUCUCCUCUUCCUAUUGCCGCUGGGAUCAGCAGCUCUUUUAGACCCAGGAAGGCGCUCCCUAAAGCCUGACAGGGUCCAGCGGGGAGUGCCUUUUGCUGCCCUAUUGCCCGUGGAAGAGCUAGCCAGGGCCAGUAGAGGAUCUGCCUCUACGAAGUGGGGACGAGACGCGGCAGUCUGGGAGGAUUGUUUGUCUUCUUUUUCUCAUUUUCUCCUCUGAGGUAGUGAUUUUGUUGUUCUGUAGCUGUUUACAUCAUGGGUGCUAGACUUUCUAUGGAACAAAAAGGGGUCUUUUUCCAAAUUGUGGGUAUCCUUGUGGGGAGGGGGGGUGUGUUUGGGUCAAAAAGACCCAAUUUAAGGAUUUGGUAAAAUGGCUCUUCCUUCAUUUUCCAGAUGUUUCUCCCGAGAAAGUUUCUAUUAUAGAGUUCUGGGAUUCAGUUGGUCAAAAAUUAACAUUUCUGGGAAAGACUAUGAGUAACUCAUUGGCUAAAUUAACAUUUUGGAGCCUCCAAAUUAGAACAGUUUUAAAAUCAAAUCAGAAGGUGGAGGAAGAGCCAAAAUUUCAGAGUUUGUCCCCAGUUUCUUCCCCUCCUAGCCCUCUUUCCUCUCCCUCUACCCCUAUUGCUGGCAUUCUGAGGGGAGCAACCAGCGUGGGGUUGCUACCGUCUCCCCGGCUCCCUACAGAAUUCCAGAUCCCCCCACCUGGGGAGUCUGGGCCCGACUCCUCAGGACCUUCCCAAUCCCCGCACUUACCAAAAAUGAACAACCCUAUCCUGAAAACCCUUUGUUUGAUUUAAUAUCCCCAGUUUCCCUGACCCACAAAAUGGCACCCAGGGGAGUCAAGAUGGCAGGGGCCACGAGGGUUUUCCCACCACUUGCUCUCCUCCUCCCCAGAAUCCCUUUCUCUCCCCUUCCAACCCCUUCCUGUUCCCCAAGUCCUCCCCUUCCCUGCACCUCUUUCCUCCUCAAGUCUCUCUCCCCCAGUUAUGCCCCCAAACGAUACACUCCUGAGGUGGAGACUCCCUCCUCCCACGCUCCCGCCCCUUCUCCUGGCUCUUCCCACCUGUGCUGGACUUCUGGUUCCCACGGUCCCCCUUCUGGUUCCCACAGUGGUGUGACCAGGUGGGAGGGGCCUGGGGACGGAAGUCACCUGCCUUCCCUGUCAACUCCAUCAGCAGCCCUUGUGCCCAUUCCAUCAGCAGCCCCCAUCACUUAUGUCCCCCAGGCUGAGGGUGGCGUUCACCCUCAGUGGACCCUGCUGCCCUAACAAGUUAUAAAAGAACUGUGUAAGGUGCAGAGGGAGUUCAUGAGGGAGAAUGAAUGUUUCAGAGGACUCCUCAGGGCCACCUGUUGGGUUGUGGUUUUCCCCCUUUUUAAUGGUUGUUUCCAUACCCUCCUUAUGUAAAAUGGUCCUGCUCUCCUUCUCCUCCUCCUCCUCCUCCUGUCAAUCCUCCUUCCCUCUACCCAUUCCAUUUGAAAUCCUGCUGAGUCAUUCCCCUGACCCCACCCCGGGACCUGUCUGUCACUCUGAGGCCUCUCCUCUCCACCUAAAAGUUCCAUCCAGGGCCUCGAGUCCUGGAUCAAUCCAGGGCUGGUCUCUGGGGUCCCCUCCUCCCUCCCUUCCCCAUUGGAUAUUUUCCCUGUAUGUCAGCCUGGUUGUCACACCCAGUUAUUGUCCCAUUGGUUCAUGGUUAUCCCCACCCUUUGUUGCCACCCCCCUUUAUAAUACCGUGCACACUGUGCUUGGGGCCUUUUGGUGGCAUUCCCCCCUAAGUUGAGGUGGUUCUUCGGAGUGUGCCAAUAAACUUGGACUGCGGAUUCCCCCCAGAAAGACGACUCCUGGUCUUCUGUCACUGUCUCCUCGUGUCUCCUCUUGUCUGGUAGCUCCAGACCCACAUCUGUCCUUACCAUCCAUGGCCCGGGAAGGUGGCCCCUGCUGCCCGCAGUGCCUAUAGGUGCUGGGCAAGCAAUAGUGAGGUACAGGCACUGUGACAGCUUGGCGCCCAUCGUGGGGCCUGAGGAGACCGCCAGACCCCACAGAGGAGACGUUUGGGGCUAAUUCUCAGAUUCCUUAUCCCUGGAUUGUCCUGCCACAGUCUCUUGGACGUUAAGCUACCCCCAGUGGGAGCAGACCUGGUUUUACAGGUGGCGCACCUGGGGGACAGGAGAGACAGCUUCUGCUGAACUCGGAGGAAGUCUCUCUCAGACGGAAGCUUCUGCCUCAGGCAUUUUCUUUUGCCCCUUGGACGCGGUGAGUAGGCUGAGUAGUAUCUCUUAUUUUUCUUUCCUCCCUUGUUUCUUUCUAUUUAAAACCAGGGAGAGACAUUUCUCUCCUGGUUGGUGGGUGGGGAGGAAGACUGGGAGUCUGUGUGGGCUGUUUGCUUUUCUUUCUCAUUUUUUUCCUCUGGGGCAGGAUUUGUGCUGCUCGAUAGCUUUUAACAUCAUGGGUGCAAGGAUUUCUACCGAGCAGAAGGGAGUCUUUUUCCAAGUUGUGGGAAUCCUUGUUGCGGGGCGUGUUAGAGUUAAAAAGAGACAGGUUAAAGAAUUAGUUAGAUGGCUCUUCCUCCACUUUCCUGAAGUGACUACUCCUGAGAAGGUGUAUUGAAUUGGAUUUGGUCAGACAGAAAUUAACAGUACUAGGCAAAACCUGGAGUAGCUCUAUUUCACAAAUGACAUUUUGGAGUCGACAAAUUCGAACAAUUUUAAAAUCAAAACAGAAGGUGGAGGAAGAGUCACGUUUUCAAAGUUCGUCCCCAGUUCUUUCCCCCCCUAGCCCUCUUCCCUCUCCCGCUAGCCCUAGAGCUGGAAUUCUGAGGGGAGCAACUCGUUAUUCUGUGUGGGGCUGCCACCAUCUCCCUGGCUCUCAACAGAAUUCCAGAUCCCCCCGCCUGGGGAGUCUCGGCCAGACUCCUUGGGGUUUUUCCAGUCCCCACUUUGCCCGAAAAUGUACAGCCCUGUCCUGAAAACCCUCCAUUUGGUUUAAUAUCCCUGACUCCCCUAGACCCCAAAUCCCUAUCCCCCAGAACCCCAAAAUGGCGCCUGGGGAAGACAAGAUGGCAGGUGCCAUGAGGGUUUUCCAGCCACUUGCUCUUUUCCUCCCCAGAAUCCCUUUCUCUCUUCUUCCAACCCCUUCCUGUCCUCCAACUCCUCCCCUUCCCCUGCUCCUCCCUCUUUCUCAACUCCCACCCCCCAGCCACACCCCUAAUUCCCACGCCCCUAAAUGCACCUCUGAACACACCCCUGGGGUGGAGGCUCCCUCCUCCCACAGUCCCGCCCCUUCUCCCAGCCCCUUCAAUCUAGGCCAGGCUUCUGGGUCCCACGCUUCGCCUUCCGGUUCUCACAGUGGUAGGACCGAUGGGAGGGCCCUGGGGAUGGAAGUUACCUCCCAUCCAUGCUCAUUCUAUCAGCAAACCUCGCACUGAUCCUGUCAGUGGCCCUGGUAAUCUAUGUCCCCCAGGCUGAGGGUGGCGUUCGCCCCCAGUGGACCCCUCUGCCUUACCAGAUCACAAAAGAGCUGUGUAAAGUGCAGCGGGAGUUCACUAUGGAGAGUGAAUGCUUCAGGGGGAUCCUUAGGGCCACUCUUUCAUCCGACCUCACCCCUGCUGACCUCUGCUGUUGGGGUGUGUUUUAAGUUUCCCCAUUUCAUGGUUGCUCCCUCUCCCCCUCUUUAGGUUAAAUGAUCCGUCCUUUCGUCUCCUCCUCCCCCUCAGCCUGACAAUCAUCCCUUUCCCCACCCAUGUUACAUAACCUUUUGCUGAAUAAUUUCCCUGAUCCCACCCCGGGGCUUGUCUGUCACUCUGUGGCCUCACCCUUCCAUCUAGAGGCUUCCAGCUAAGGCCUCAGGUGGUAGGCUAGUCCCUGGGGACCCCUCCCUCCCUCUUACCCCAUUGGAUAUCUUCCCUGUUUGUCACUCCUGUUAUCACUCCCAUGUUGUACUCUAUUGGUUUGCUGUUGUUUCUUCCCUAUGGUACCACCCACUGUUAAAAGCCCAGGCACACAGUGCCAGGGUGCCUUUUGGGGCAUACUUCCUUCAUGUUACAGUUGUCUUUAUGGACUUCCAAUAAACUCAGAAUUCAGGUACUCCCAGAAGGACAACUCCUUCGCUUCUGUCAUCGUUGCUCCGCAUCUCUUCCCGUCUGAGGGUCCGUGCCCACAGGCCAUAGCUCUCGCCUGCAGUGGCCAAAGAGAGUGGCCCCAGCUGCCUGCAGUGCCAAGGACACUGGGCUAGAGGACACUUUGGGAGGCACCACGACAUUCCGCCAACUUUUCUCUUGCCUACUAACACCAACUGAAUUCCUGCGGUGGGAGGCAGAGUGGCGGAAGGAGGUCCAGGAUGCCCUAUUCCACCUCUGGGAGAACCCGGCCACCUCUAAUGAUGCAUGCUCUCCGUCGACCACCUCUGUGGUCAGGCGGAGUGGGCUGAUGGAGUGAGGCAGGCCGUGGAGAUCCCCUGGGGGGCUCUCCAUGAAGUGGUAAAGGCAGCAGAAAAGGCUUUUUUGAACCUGAAACCAAAAGGUCAGGUCCAGAAUUAUUUAAAGAUAACUCAGUCCCCUACUGAACCAUUUAUGGAGUUGUUUGUAGAGCAACUUUGCAGGGUGGUGGAGCUGCAAGUGAAGAAAGAACAGGUUCGCCAGGAGGUGCUGAAGGAGAUUGCAGUUCUCUAUGCAAACGUGCAGUGUAAAGCGGCCAUCCUGAGGUUACCCAUGGAGCCUCCACUGACCCUGCAAGACAUGCUUGAAGUCUGCGAGAAGAAAGCAGCAGAAGAACCACCACCAGUAGGACAUCCACCUAGGACUGGACCCACAAGAAAAACAUAUGCCACUGAUGCCUUUCCUGCGCCACACCGACCCAACACUGCACCGCCACCUCCAACACCCAGGUCACCCCAGGACGGAUGUUACUUGUGUGGAGAACCAGGGCACUGGGUUGGGAACUGCCCGGCUCCAGCCGACGGAACCUAUACAUCUAUGGGAUUCUGACCACCACCUUAUUUCAGUUUCCCCCAAGGGUUCAGGUACCUGGAGCCGGCUGAGAUGUAAGUACAUAGUCAUUGGGGACUCAAGUACACACCCCAGGAGAUCGUGCCUGGGUUGAUAACAUCAGAACCAGGGCGAUUCGUGCUUCUUCUGUAUUGCGUUCGCCUGCCCGUCUUCCUCCCCAGGGGACAGAUAGUAGCCCAGUCCAUCCCAGUCCCCAAACCACCUUGGAACCAGGAACAGGCCAGUGCACUACAGAAAAGACUCUUUCCCUCAGUCUGUUGGGCACAAGUCCUGGGGGAGGACAAGCCAAAAAUCACCUGCAGCCUUCAUCUGGGUGGGGAACGCAAAACAAUACAGGGGCUCCUGGACACUGGGGCAGAUGUGACGAUCAUUCCAGCUUGGGAAUGGCUGUCACAUUGGGAGCUGCAAAAUGUGGCAGGACGCAUGCAGAGUAUAGGGGGUGUACAAUUGGCGAAACAGUCAAGGAGCGUUGUUCAAAUUGAGGGGCUGGAUGGGCAAGUGGCCUCCGUAUGCCCAUUCGUAUUGGACUUCAUGGAACCCCUGUGGGGAAGAGACCUCAUGGCCCAGUGGGGAAUCAAAAUACCAAAAUUGACAUCCAUAAGUGUCGGAAUCUGUGGGUAUUGGUGAUUCCGAGAUUGUAUAAAAUCUCUGUCUUUCUGCCCCGUUGCCAAAGAA
Molecule: messenger RNA, 6808 nt
Organism: Taeniopygia guttata (zebra finch)
Lineage: Eukaryota; Metazoa; Chordata; Aves; Passeriformes; Estrildidae
Source: RefSeq, a predicted model, not a curated record